GUGAUAUUGUAGUUUUUAAACAAAAUGCGUAGACUUGAAUUACUGGUGGUUUUGGUCAUUUUGGGCUUCGUGUAUUGUGAGGAUGCAUUAUACACAAAUAAAUAUGAUUCUAUCGAUUAUCGGGAAAUUUUACAGAGUGAACGGUUGUUGAAAAAUUAUUAUAAUUGUCUUAUGGAUAAGGGACCUUGCACAGCAGAUGGAAAGGAUUUGAAAAACGUAUUACCCGAUGCUCUAAAAACAGAAUGUGCCAAAUGCAACGAAAAACAGAAAGAGGCAGCCAAGGAAGUCGUCGAUUUUAUUAUCAAAAACAAACACGAUUGGUGGAACGAUCUGCAGGCAAAGUACGACCCAGAUGGCAUUUAUAAAGAAAAAUACAAAGACAGAUGGCUGGAAAUGGGAUACACGAUAUAAAAUAAAUAAUACUUUUUUGCGAGAAAUACAAAUUUGAAGAAAUAUUACACCUUUUUUAGCAAUCUUUUCGAAAUAAUUUAAAAAAGAUGUUUUGGAAAAAAUGUAAUUAAAUAUUGACGUUGAACAAA
This is a messenger RNA of Psylliodes chrysocephalus, 539 nucleotides long. The record is from the annotation of a GenBank genome assembly. Lineage: Eukaryota; Metazoa; Arthropoda; Insecta; Coleoptera; Chrysomelidae.